CCCGGCCCCCGGCGGGGCGGGCCCGGCCCGGGCACGGGACAUGGCGGCCGGGGCGCGGGGCGCCUGGAGCGAGUGGCCCGUGGAUCACUUCCUGCGCUCCGGGCUAAUCGGGGCCAGGGACGGGGCCGCCGUGCGCUGGUUCCACGCCGCCAACAGCAGGGCCCGGGCGGCGGAGGCCGCGCGAAGUGAUGUGCACAUGGUGGAGGUGGAUGUUCUCCUUCGUGGAGGGGACGGGGACCCCAUCCUGGCUCACCCCCCAGACACCGACAGCGACAUCACCCUGCAGGAGUGGCUGGCACAGAUGGUCAGCACCAAAAAAGGCAUCAAGCUGGAUUUUAAGAGCCUGGCCGCCGUGGGACCCUCUCUGGAGCUGCUGGGGCAGGUGGGGCAGCCCCUGGACAGACCCGUGUGGCUGAACGGGGACAUCCUGCCCGGGCCCCGCGGGAGCCGCGCGCCGCUGGAUGCCCGCGCCUUCCUGGAUGCUGUCACCUCGUCCUGCCCCGAGGCCACCCUCUCCCUGGGCUGGACCACAGGCUGCCACCAAGGGCAAGGCUACGAGUGGCCCAUGGUGCAGGAGAUGUCCCAGCUGUGCCAGCCCCUGUCCCAGCCCGUGACCUUCGCAGUCAGGGCUGCACUGGUGCCCAGCUCCAUCCCACAGCUCCACUGGCUGCUCCAGCAGUGCCCCAGAUACAGCCUCACUGUUUGGACAGGAAAAGAAGACAUGUAUUCUGUAGAAGACUUGCUUCUCAUCCGAGAAAACUUUGAUAAAAGUAGGGUUUAUUAUGACAUUUUUGAGCCACAGAAUUCUGAAUUCAAGAAAGCCAUUGGAUUAGAGUGGUAAAUGCAAAGCAGGAAAUGCCUGACCUUACAGUGCUUUAUAUUGUAACCCCCUUUAAAUGUGAGGAUUUUUUGUUCAAAGCAAUGCAUUUUCCUUGCCAGAAGGACUGUGUUGGGCACGCCUGUGGCUGCUGGAGGAGUUUUUGUUCAGCUCUAUAGGAAGACCUCUCAGAUGGAAAUGUAGUGCCCUCCUCAUUGUUCCCUGCUUGCAGUGUGGGAUCCGUGGUGCCACACACUCCAGGAGGGGAGAGCAGCUGCUGGUACUGCUCUGGCCCUGCUCAGGGGCUGUGCCCUGUGCUGCCCAGGCCUGGGCUCACCCUGCCCAGGGUCCCCAUGCCCCUGGUGACCCUGCCCAGGCACUGUCAGAGCCACACCAUGGCUGGGGAGCAGCCCUGGCUGGUGCCAUGAGCUGGGCUCAGUGUGACCCCAGAGCUGGGCUCGGUGUGACCCCAGAGCUGGGCUCAGUGUGACCCCAGAGCUGGGCUGAGAGUGACCCCAGAGCUGGGCUGAGAGUGACCCCAGAGCUGGGCUGGGUGUGACCCCACACCUGUGCUCAGCCUGGCCCCACACCUGGGCUCGGUGGCCGUGGUGGCAGGGCUGUCCCAGCCCCUGCUUGGUCCCAGGGCUGCCGGACGUUCCCCAGUGCUCCGAGCUGCCCAUGGGCCCCACUUGGCAGUGCUGGCUCUUCGACUCUCAGAACUUCCCAAAGUGGAAAUUUCCUCUGAUUAAAGCUAAACCCCUGAUAAGCACCUCAGGAAGAGCCUGACCUGGUUAAUUGAAGCCAUUUAUUGCCUCUUUUGCUGCUGCAAUUCCCCAGAAUUCACACAGACUGAGACACCAGCUCUGUGGGAUUGGCUCCUGCCAAACACCACAAAUGAUACAAGAAAAACCAAAGAUCUUUUCAGAAUGACAGAAGACAUUUUAGCUUCUGAAUAAAAGCUAAUGCCCUGAGAUGCCCUGAGAAGCACUGCUUUGUCAACUUCUUGUCCUCCUUUUCCCAUUCCUCUCACAUGACUCCUGUGGAAAUUUUGUUAACUGAGAUACUGUACACAACAUUUUACAGGCUGUGAGUACUGAAGUAAAUUACAGUAAUUUUUGGUUCUUAUGUGGCAUUGGUAAUGGUGUGAUAGAAAAAUCAGUUACAUUUCUCAAUUCUAAAUCUUAAAUUAUGGUGAUUUCACAUUAAAUUUCAAGUCUCCCUUUUGUUUCCUAUAGCUCCUUUGAGAGAUUUAUCUAAUAAUUGUUUUCUGUUUUUGAAGGGUAGAGCUUUCUUCGUUUUGGUCAUCUGCUAAGGUGUGCUUGGCUACAAUUAGGAUUGAUGAUACUUGGGAUAGCUAAACAGAGUACUUGAUUUAAUUUGCAGGUCCAGAUGAAGUGAGUGCCAGUAAAUACCAAAGGGUCAGGCUUGGCUGUGUGGUUUCUAUAGUGAGUUUGGAGAAAUGAUCCAUUUUUCAGUUGAGGUUUGUUGCAGGCAGUUGCAUUCAUUGAUUUGCAGGAUUUCAUCUCUCAGUGGUAGGCCUCUUUGGGACCACAGGGACACAUUUUUUUGGCUAUUUAGAAAUCCUCCCAGUGAGCAGUUCCCACCUGAAGUACUGAGAUUUGUUAAAACUCAUUAAACUAUUCAGUAAAAUCUAUCAACAACCUGCCAGAAAUAUUUUUAAGGAAGAAGAACAUCUGAGCGAUAUCUGUGGGUGUCAGUAAACAGGGAUAAUCAAAUAAAAUCAAAAGAAGAAAUCAUGUGGAUUACCAGGAAAUGGCUGUGUGGUGAAUUUGAUUAUGCUGUAUGGAUUAGCCUUUGUAUAUGAAUUUCUGUAUGUAAGUUUUACCUAUGGGUCUUUGCCAGUCCCUGGUGAAGUUGUUUAUGUCAGUCUAGUCUGACUAGCACAUAAAUAAAUUAAUUUGAUUUUGUU
Poecile atricapillus (Black-capped chickadee) is the source of this 2747-nucleotide messenger RNA. RefSeq names its product family with sequence similarity 151 member B (gene FAM151B). NCBI's taxonomy places the organism in Eukaryota, Metazoa, Chordata, Aves, Passeriformes, Paridae. The transcript is spliced from 6 exons. The coding region runs from base 41 to 841 and encodes 266 amino acids. The record is from RefSeq and is a predicted model, not a curated record.